This is a messenger RNA of Fulvia fulva, 786 nucleotides long. RefSeq lists its product as uncharacterized. The record is from RefSeq and is a predicted model, not a curated record. The transcript has a single exon. The coding region runs from base 1 to 786 and encodes 261 amino acids. Gene Ontology annotation, molecular function: acyltransferase activity, transferring groups other than amino-acyl groups. NCBI's taxonomy places the organism in Eukaryota, Fungi, Ascomycota, Dothideomycetes, Mycosphaerellales, Mycosphaerellaceae.
AUGUCCAAGUCCGAGUUCGUCGACUUGAUUAAGCCCAUUGGGGAGCGCAUGGUCCACUACGACCCGACCAAGCCACCAAACGACCAACCCAAGAACGAUGCCACCGACCCAACUCGAGCAGUCCCACAAGGCUUUAUCGACGCCAUGAUCGUGCGCGAAGAAGUCUACGUGCAAGAGCAGAAAGUGCCACUGGAGAACGAGCUGGAUGAGGACGAUGCGCGUAGCUUUCACUGGAUCGCAUAUGCCUCCAUACCCGCAAAGGCAGUCGCGAACGGCAAUGGCAGUGGCGAGAGGAGGUCGUCAAACACAAGCACAAAGAUUGCCAUCGGCACGAUUCGCCUUGUCCCGCCACCACAUGCAGCACACCCAGGCCAUGAGCCUACAAUCCAGCAGACCAACAGCAAUGGCGAGAAGGAAGCAUACAUCAAGCUUGGUCGACUUUGCGUCAUCAAGGAGUUCCGCAAAGCUGGCAUCUCCAAGUUGCUGAUUGAGACAGCUCUAGCGUAUGCGAGGGAGAACCCGUACGAGGUCGGACCACAUCUCGACCCAGCAUCGAUGGAGGCACUGAAGAAGGGUCUGGCGUUGAACUUCAAGGGUCUGGUCGUGAUUCAUGCACAGACUGGCGUAGCGAAGAUCUGGAAGCGAUAUGGCUUUGAGGUGGAUGAGGGUAUGGGCAAGUGGGACGAGGAAGGCAUCGAGCAUAUCGGCAUGUGGAAGAGGAUCGAUGUUACUGAUGGCAGAAGGAAGAGCAAGAUCUGGUUGGCUACCAAUCCGACUGGUCAGUAG